AUGGAAAUCGUUGACGAGGAUGACCUUAUUGAGCUUGCCAAGUCGCACACUAAACCGAGGACUUCACAAAAGUACCAAGACAGUCCGGAGAUCAAGGAAGCCAUCAUCGCUGCCAAAGUUUCCAAACUACCGGCCGACUGGAAGCGGGUGCAUCGACUUCGCAAGCAGCACCGCCGUCUCUGGGCUGGUAGUCGUCUGUCCCGCAUUUUGGCUGGCGAUUGGGAUCUUUAUCGACAACUCCAGAACGAAAAGAAGCGCCGCCGUGGCUGGUGGGGGAACUUACUUGCUGAACAGGGCUCUGAGGAUCUUGCAGCUCGUAUCUCUUUGCAUCUCAAGGAGAAAAUGUGCAGUUCUGACAGGUCGGCUGAUGUUUGGGAAGCUGAACUCCUCGCCUACAUUCAGAACUCACACGAGGAUGACGUCUUCAUGCCUUUCACGCUGCUUGAUGUUCGCACUGAGUUGCAAGGGAUGAAGUGUCGUAGUGCGGUCGGCCCUGAUGGAAUCGGGGUGCACCUCCUUCGAGAAAUCGCCUCAGACGAUACUCUUGGACCUCGAUUGCUUGGGCUCAUCAAUCACAUUGUUCAAAGUCGUGAACUUCCUCACAGUUGGGAGACAUGCUUCUUAGCUCUGCUUGCCAAAGUCAAACUUCCAACUGGUCCUGCUGACCUGCGACCGAUUUGCGUGUCGUCGGCAUUUCACAAACUUGUGAAUCGACUUGUCUGCUCCCGGGCCCUUCCUUUGAUGCGCCAGGGCUCUUCUGUCAGCUGUUGCGGUAAAGGACGACAAGCUGCCGACCUCAUCGGAGCUAUCUCGAGAUUGAGGGAUAUCACCAAGGAAUGGGCUCAUCCGCUUAUCGUCUGCAAGCUCGAUGUUGCGGGUGCUUUUGAUAAGGUUGAGCGCAGCAAAGUCGCUGAACUCCUGUGUCGUCGUCUUCGCCAUAAAGGGGUGAGUACUGAACUACGUUAUCUCCUUGCACAGCUCGCUGUUCACCAUCUUGUUGGCAAUGCCCCUGGCGGGAAGCAAGUGUGCCUGUCGCCUGAUAAUGGGAUUAAGCAAGGCGCGCCUGAGAGCGCCGAGCUAUUCGGGCUUGUCGUUGACUCACUCCUUUCUGAACUUGUCAGCUGCAGGCGAUGGGGUGAUCUUGGACAGCCAAUUGCAGAGCUUGGGGUCGACUUGCUCUUUUACCAGGACGACGUGUUCAUCAUUGAGACCGAGUUUGGCAGGCUUUGUAAGCGCAUCAACAUCGUUGACCGUUGCCUCCAACAAGCAGGGCUCACGCUUGCCAAAGGGAAGACCAAGAUUGUUGCCAACUGCCAUUAUGCGGGACCCCGUUGUGCCAGAGUUGGUGACAAUACUUUUCGCAUCUCUGAUGAGGGUGACUCUCUUAAGGUCCUUGGUUUGAGCUUCUCUUUGUCACGGGAUGCAUCCGAGCAAGCUCGCGAGCUCAUCGCCCGCGCGCGUGAUGCCGCCGCCGCCCACAAAGAUAUCCUUCGUGCUCCUGGAGCAUGGCUCAAGAAGGUCAAGAUGAUGAGCACGCUGAUCGAGGCUCAGUUCAGCUGGACAGCUGGCGCUUUGCACUGGAGUAAGGAUGAUUUACAUGCUUUGAAUGUGCUCCAGCUUCACACCUGCCGCUCUGCGUUUGGGCUGCGAAGGACAGCAGGUGAAUCCUGGGCUGACUGGAAUCAAAGGAGUCUGAGGUUUGUGCGUCUCUGGCUUGUGUCUAACGAUGUUCGACGUUGGUCUGAGAAGGUCCUUACUCUACAGCACACUCUCCACGGAACACCGCUUGGUGGCGUGGACAGCAGCAGCUUAGUCGGUCAUGUUCUGUUCGUCAUCCGCAUCAGUUCUACGCUUCCAAUGCUGAACGACAGCUCGCCCAAAGUUGUGGUCCUCUAUGGCAUGUCCUAG
Messenger RNA from Symbiodinium sp. CCMP2592, 1908 nucleotides. The record is from the annotation of a GenBank genome assembly. Lineage: Eukaryota; Dinophyceae; Suessiales; Symbiodiniaceae.